Erythranthe guttata (spotted monkey flower) is the source of this 534-nucleotide messenger RNA. Its product is annotated as RING-H2 finger protein ATL2. The record is from RefSeq and is a predicted model, not a curated record. NCBI's taxonomy places the organism in Eukaryota, Viridiplantae, Streptophyta, Magnoliopsida, Lamiales, Phrymaceae.
AUGGCCAAUUGUAUAGCUCACCUGUAUUUAUUAUGGAGGAUCAAGCGAAGCGAGGAUGCUUUGCAGUUACCGGUGGUAGCGCCAGCACAACCACCGCCAGCUCAGGCGGCGGCGACGACGAAGCGGCUCGCAGGCGGCAAUGAAAUAGUUUUCGACACUUUUAUUCAAGAAAAGGCAAAGGAAGAAGGCGGAUGUGCGAUCUGUUUGGUGGAGUACGAAGACGGCGAAACCCUAGCGACGAUUACCUCUUGCAAGCAUAGCGAUCGGGAGAUAACAGCACCCGUCCCCACCGAUAACUCACGUCAACUUACGAUCAACCGCGAUAGAGUAUUAGUUUUCGAAACGUUCGGCAAUAAGGAUCAAGAAGGUGGGCCCCACAGCGGCGGCUGCGCGAUAUGCUUGGAGGAAUAUAAACACGGGGAUACUCUGGCGGGAAUCACUGCGUGUAAACAUAGGUACCAUGUCGCUUGUAUUACGGCGUGGCUCGUGAAGAACGAUACUUGCCCGAUUUGCCGAAGUACCGAUCUUGUUUGA